GCGGUGACCGACAGGGUACGGACGUACCUUGCCGUUAUAUAAUAUUAUUUUAACAUAUUAGCAGUGGUGGUAAACAACUUCUGUAAACGCAGGCUGAUUAUCGACUACCUUUGAAAACCGUAUUUUAAUUUGUACUGCUCAAAUUGAAAAUGGAGGGUGCUGGUGAUCGCAAACUGGCCCCAAGGGUUUGUAUGCGUGUGGAUCUUGUUCAUGUAUAUAUCAGUGACUGUAUCAUGUUCGUCAGGAUGUGGCUUAAUCAGGGAACGAUAAGCUUGUCUUAACCACUAACUCUAUGGGGUUCGUCGCGAGCGCCCAUAGGGGUACUCUUUGCCUAAGUUGAUUGGUUCUUUGUAUGGGCGUGGCAGAGGUGGGUUGUGCGUAGCUGUACUCUGGACUAACAUCAGUAGUAGUACAGUACAUGACAUGUUUUGAUUUUAUUCCCCAUAUUUAGCAACCGCGCAAGAUUUAUAACUAGUAGUGGUAAUUGUCUGAGAUUGCCAUUAUGACUAAUGAUGAUCAAAUGCCACGUCCUAACUGUGAUGCGUCCUAUUUAUUUAAAGCAAAGACUUUGUAAUUAGCAUGAUUAGGAAUGGAUUAAUUUUAAGAAUGAUUAUUUGAGGACCCCAUUUGUCAAGAAUGUUGGAUAAAUUUUGGAAGUUUGGUUCAUUUUCUGGUGAAUGUUAUAGUAAUUUGUUUGGAAAUGCUGUUCAUAAAGACAGAAGUUCUUUUGAGGCUCGUAGUAGAAACCCAUCAGAAGAUAUAGACCCCAUACCCUAAACAUGCUAAAGGCUCGUCGGAAACUGCCUCAAGGGAUACCUUAUCAGAUGUUGUUUUUAUUGUCCUAGGUGGAACUUCACAUUCAUUUAGAUGGUGCACUGAGGCCAUCCACGGUCUGGGAACUUGCAAAGUGAGUCAAACAAAACGUGGUGUGGAUGUACCAGGCUCCAAUCCAGAGGAACUUGCUCAAACCAUCAACAACUUCGAAAGGGGUGACCUCUUCAGUUUUCUGAAAACAUUCCGAAUUUUCAUGCCAAGUAUUGUCGCUGACAAAGAUGCACUCCGGCGUGUUGCCUACGAGCUUUGUGAAGACAAAGCCACGGAGGGCGUGGUCUACUUUGAAGCUCGCUUGUGUCCACCUCUUUUGGGUAAUGCAGAAAUGAUGAGUUGGUAUCAGGAUACAAUCAAGGACCAACUUUCCAGUCAGGAGGUGAUGGCAGGUGUUGUGGAGGGACUAGAGGCUGGACAGAGGGACUUCAACAUCAAGGCACGACUGAUUCUCACCACAACCAAGGAAAAGCCAGAAUGGGCAACUGAAUGUCUGCAACUUUGUAAAGAAUUCAGCCCCAUUGCCGUUGCCAUGGAUAUUGGAGGGAAGGAAAAUAUCCCGCUUCAUCCUGAGAUAAUCAAAGCUUUCCAAGAGGCUGAACGAUGCAGCAUUCAUCGCACCGUACAUGCUGGAGAGGAUGGCCCGGCCAGUAAUGUCAAGGAAGCAAUUGAGCUGCUCAAGGCCGAGAGAAUUGGGCAUGGAUACCAUGUGCUACAAGAUGACAGCAUUUAUCAGAUGGUCAAACACCUGGACAUUCAUCUUGAAGUGUGCCCAACGUCGAGUGUCUACACUGGGUCAUGUGACCCUGACUUUGGCAAACAUCCUGGAGUCAGGUUCACUAAAGACAAGAUCAACUUCUCUCUGAACACGGAUGAUCCCUUAGUCUUUCGAAACACCAUCAACGAUGAGUUUGAGAUUGCCAAGAAACACUUUGGACUGACUGAUGACGCAGCUGUCCAAGUUACCAUGAAUGCUGCACGCUCAGCAUUCCUGCCAGAACAAGAAAAGGUGGAGCUUAUCCAACAAUUGAGGGCAGCAUACAACCUCAAGGAUUAGUGAGUCAUUACCUCAAAGCAUUUUUUAUCAAAGUAAAAAAGUCAGGGAGCUAAUUUUGAUUAAGAGACUAUAAAAAUCUAUGCACUCUAGGACAAGUUCGGGUGUGAACUAUAGUUCGACCAGUAGCUAAUUGCUUUUUAACAAUGCACAUGUGCAAUUCUGUUACACUCAAAUGACUCUAGUCGGUCAAUUGUUUUUAAAAUCUCAUCAUUACGUACAUUUUACCAUUGACUGCAAUUCUCGCAGCAUACAUGGUCAUUGACAUCUCGUCCAGUUAUUUUCAGGUGAAUGGUUCCCUCUGUAAUGAUAAAUGAAAUUGGCUAAUGAUAACCAGUCGUACGACCAUACCACAUGUCCUGGACCCAAAUGGUCGAUGAGAUAAAACUUGCCCCCAUCUGCCUUAUGGAAGCACCCACCAGCCCGAGGCCUCUAACAAAAAUUUGCCUUGGAAAAAGUUGCCUGUCUUUAAAACUUGCACACACUCUGCAUAGCUAGAGCUGUAUACUGUGCAAAGCCGUAGAGCUGGUGUCUAGCACAGGUUUUUGGAGUAUAUUUCUGCCCGUAAAACUGAAACAAAAUUCCUGUCACACAUGUACUCUUACAAUUUCUCAUUAAUGUUAUGGCAAGUUAUGCAAUACUUCUCAGUACAAAUUGUGGCUAAAAAGAGAAGGGCUCACUAUUGUGUCAAUCAGGGUUCCCGCGGCCUGGAAAAGUCAUGGCAAUUUGUUUUUGUUUUCCAGGCCUGGAAAAGUCAGGAAAUUUUUUUUAGAUGAC
Messenger RNA from Acanthaster planci (crown-of-thorns starfish), 2656 nucleotides. Its product is annotated as adenosine deaminase-like. NCBI's taxonomy places the organism in Eukaryota, Metazoa, Echinodermata, Asteroidea, Valvatida, Acanthasteridae. Gene Ontology annotation, biological process: negative regulation of adenosine receptor signaling pathway; hypoxanthine salvage; adenosine catabolic process. The record is from RefSeq and is a predicted model, not a curated record. Gene Ontology annotation, molecular function: adenosine deaminase activity. Gene Ontology annotation, cellular component: external side of plasma membrane; cytosol.